Molecule: messenger RNA, 1176 nt
Organism: Brugia malayi
Lineage: Eukaryota; Metazoa; Nematoda; Chromadorea; Rhabditida; Onchocercidae
Source: the annotation of a RefSeq genome assembly
GUCUAAAUAAUCCCUACUGUAAUAGAGUUCUACUUGUUUCCCAUAAUUUUCCAAUUCGUCGUUGUCUGUAUCCGUUCUAGGACCAACAUUAAACCAACUUAAGUCGAAGCUAAUUAUUUAUAUAUUAUGGCGAUGAAAUAACAAAUGGUAUUUGGAAUGGAUAUGGGACAGUUUUAAAAUCAAAUUCACAUAUUCAACUAUAAUUUCAUUCAUUUCUGUGUUGAACAAAUGAUUAAUGAUAAAUGAAAUAAUACCGUAUUGUUGCCAAUUUGAUAAAUAAAACAAUUUUAUGAUUAAUAUUUGGUUGUUGUUUUUUUUUUUUUUUUUUUUUUCAGGAGAAGAAAAUGAAUAAUCUAUUGAUAGCAAUCAGUUUAGUAAUUCUUCUUGUGAUAUUCCCAUCAAAAUCAGAUUUAGAAAUUGAUGAUUCCUCAGACAGUGAUUAUGCUCAUAGCAAUGACGACGAUUACAAUGAAGAAGAAGAUGAAUAUACGACCAAAGGAGAAUUUGUUGAAACUGAUGGCAAGUAAGUUAUCUAAGGAAUUUUAGUAAUUUUAAUUUUUCCAAAUAUUUUUAAUGAAUUUUUUUUCUGAUUUGUUAAUGACAUCAUUCGUUGUUUGUAUACUAUCGAUAAGACUGUUUAUGAGUUGUCAAAAAUGUGGUAUUUAUUGCUAUUUAUAUUGUUGUAAUCUUUUUCUUUUCGAUUUUUUUUUUUUUUUUUGAAAAAACUUUUCAUUAAAUAAAAUAUUUUGGAAUAAUAAUUUCAAAAUUAACUCUGAAUUAUUUUCAUCAUCACAUAUUGCUUUAUUUGUACAUUUAAAAUGUGCUAUAAGUAAAGUUUGAAAAUAAAUGCAAAAAAAAAAUUUCGUUUUUUAUUUUAUCUAAAUCAUUUACAGAUGGAAGAAUUGCAGUUCUCAUGCAGAUUGCUAUGAUUAUCGUGAACCAAUAGCUUGGUGCAAACCCACUGCAAAUCAAUUUUGGACGUAAGCGCUUUUCAAUUAUUUAUAUUUUAAAAAUUUUAAUGUAUGCUUAUUAGCAAAUAUUUCAACUUUUGAAAUGUUUGAAUUUUUAGAGACAAAGGUUGCUUCUGUGAAGAUAUGUUGUAUUCAUGUGUGAUCGAAAGAACGAACAAUGGCAAAUUAGAAUAUUCAUAUUGUACAUCCAAAGAAAACUGGCAAU